CCGGGGGCAAAUUCACCUAAAGUCUGUCGACAUCCACUCACAGUUAUACGUCGAAGCCGCCGUGGAGAACGAUGGGCCAUACCGUUUCCAAACUUCGCUUGGCCUGGAAAGAGUUGGUCCGGCUGGUACACAUCUAUGACGAUGUCUACAAGCGCCUACAGGCCUCUCCAGGCGUGCCGGAUACCUCAAACCCGACAACACGGUCAUUUUGGACAGUCCCCGAAUCACCUAUCUCAACACACAUUCUGAAAGAGUUGCCUGAAUAUGCCGACAUUGUAAUCGUGGGUUCUGGGAUUACCGGAACAUCCGUGGCAUACAACGUCUUGGACUUUGUGCCCACAGGUUCCUUGACGAUUGUCAUGCUGGAAGCACGAGAAGCGUGCUCCGGAGCUACUGCAAGAAAUGGAGGACAUAUCAAUCCACCCCUAUGGCAUGAUUACGCUGACCUCAAAGAGGUAUACGGCGAGAAGGAGGCAAAGACUAUCAUGCAGUUUCGUCUAGCUCAUCUCCGGGAAAUGAUGAGUGUUGCCGCCAGCGAAUCCAUCGCGGGCCAUUGCCAGAUCAGAGAGGUUGAGACUGUCGACGUCUACUUUGACGACGCACGCUUCGGAGCGGCGAAGGAAGCAUUCAAGUUGUGGCAAACCGAUAUGUCAGCGGACAAUGAUUCUUUCUAUCCAGUUGAGAAGGAGAAUGCUAUCAAGGACUUCGGACUAGCCAACGAAGUCGCGGGCUGCAUCAUUGGUGCCGCAGGAGCCGUACAUCCCUACCGCUUCGUCACGUCCAUUCUAUCAAAUCUCCUGAAGCGUCACCCUGACCACUUCUUCUUGUCGACCCACACACCUUGUACAGACGUCCAUACCUCCGCCCGUGGUUACACCGUUGUUACCCCGCGGGGCAUGAUUACGACACCACACGUAGUUCACGCGACAAACGGAUGGGCGUCUCAUCUCCUGGAGCCUUUGCGUGCCAAAAUUGUGCCCAUCCGAGGUAACAUGACAGCUCAGCGGCCAGGGCAGUCUCUCGCUCGGUCCACCCGAGAUGGGUACCGCGCACACAUCUUCUAUCGGGACCAAGGAUAUGACUAUCUUACCCAGCUACCGGACGGAGAACACGAACUGAUGUUUGGUGGGGGCUUUGCACAGGCUAAUAAGAAUGGUCUGUCAGAGAUAGCAGACAUGGACGACGGGUCAUUAAAUUGGGGCAUUACAAACAACCUCGGAGGCGCGCUGCCGCUCUACUUCGGCCCAUCGAACUGGGGCGCAGAAGCCGUUCCAUCCAAAUCAUCCGAUCGCGAUGAAGUGGACUGGCCCCAAGGUAGAAUGAAAGCGUUCUGGACGGGUAUUCUGGGUAUCUCCGUCGACGGGAGGCCUUGGGUGGGGCGUCUCCCUCCCAGAUCGACAGGCCGGCGUCGUCCUCUCCCGUUGCCUGACAAAAGUCGACUUACCUCUGUCCCCUCCGAAUGGAUAUCCGCUGGUUAUAGUGGUGAAGGUAUGCCUCAUGCUUGGAUGAGUGGGAAGGGCCUCGCAUAUAUGGUGCUGGGCGUUGAGAAGGAAACUUGCCUUUCUGAGUGGUUCCCGCAGAGCUUCAUAGUUUCUGAACAACGUCGAAGGAAAGCGAAAGUGGAGGACCUUCUUGAUAGAUUCCGUAAGUAG
Gloeophyllum trabeum ATCC 11539 is the source of this 1652-nucleotide messenger RNA. RefSeq names its product DAO-domain-containing protein. Gene Ontology annotation, cellular component: cytoplasm. The transcript has 4 exons. The record is from RefSeq and is a predicted model, not a curated record. Lineage: Eukaryota; Fungi; Basidiomycota; Agaricomycetes; Gloeophyllales; Gloeophyllaceae. Gene Ontology annotation, molecular function: oxidoreductase activity. Bases 72 to 1652 code for a protein of 526 amino acids.